AUGAUUAGAGGAGGAAAUUAUGGUGUCAAUAGCGUUAAAAUCUUUGGCAAUGAAAAUAUAAAUUCCAUUGACCCUUUCAUGGAUAGAUUCUUAUGGGAUCAAAUGAUGACUCACUACCCUAACCAUCAACAAAAUAGUGCAAGUGUUUUUCCUUACUCUUAUGGUUCAAACUAUGAGUUUAUGUGGCCAAAUGCUCAAGAAUCAAUUAAUCGGGUCAUAGCAAAUGAAGAAGCUUCGGAGUGGAAUAACUUCAACCAAAACCCUACAUUUUGCCUUAAGGAUAUUCAUGGUUAUGGUGAAAACACCAAAAUUUUGGAAAGCAAAUCUACAAAAGAUACUUCUAUGGUUUUGAUCAAAGGACAAUGGGCAAAUGAAGAAGACAGGAAAUUGAUAAGGUUGGUGAAGCAAUAUGGUGAAAGAAAAUGGGCUAAAAUAGCUGAGAAGUUAGAAGGAAGAGUUGGCAAACAGUGUAGAGAGCGAUGGCAUAAUCAUUUGCGUCCUGAUAUUAAGAAGGAUAAUUGGAGCGAAGAAGAAGAGAAAAUAUUAGUAGCUAUGCAUGCAAAAAUUGGAAACCGUUGGUCUGAGAUCGCAAAGAAAAUUCCCGGAAGAACAGAAAAUGCCAUAAAAAAUCACUGGAAUGCUACAAAAAGAAGACAAAACUCACGAAGAAAGAACAAGAAGAAUGAAACUUCUAAGGGAUCAAAACCAAAGUCCUCCGUACUUGAAGACUAUAUUAAAAAAACCAACACAUCCAUCACUACCAAUAAAAUUACCAACAUACCCUCUUCGUCUCAUUCAACACUCUCUCAAAAACUUCAAGAAAAUCAAUCGAACCUUUUGUUCAAUGAAUUACCCUCUGAUUCUUUUUCCAAUGAAUAUUUGAAAUUUUUUCAAGGUAAUAUUGUUGAUGAUGUGAAUGAGAGUGGGUUUGUUAAUUCAAUCCAUCAAUACCCAAAUUACAACAUGCACUUGGAUGAGACUACUCCUAUGAACAAUUUCCUUUCUUAUGAUCUUUACCUCUCUCAAUUGUUGAACUUAUAG
Molecule: messenger RNA, 1041 nt
Organism: Trifolium pratense (red clover)
Lineage: Eukaryota; Viridiplantae; Streptophyta; Magnoliopsida; Fabales; Fabaceae
Product: transcription factor MYB119-like
Exons: 3
Coding region: 1-1041 (346 amino acids)
Biological process (GO): regulation of DNA-templated transcription
Cellular component (GO): nucleus
Molecular function (GO): DNA-binding transcription factor activity, RNA polymerase II-specific; RNA polymerase II cis-regulatory region sequence-specific DNA binding
Source: RefSeq, a predicted model, not a curated record